AAGGGCAACAAAGAUUAUUUUUUGUUCGUUUAUAUAAAGCAGUGGAUAAAAAUAUACGUAUAUACGAAAGACAUAUUUAUCUGCUUAGAAGAAAACCACUAAUAUUUCCUGCAAACACACAUCGAUUUACAUCUUUUAUCUCGCCUCCGACACAGAAUUGUUUUCGUACAAAAUUACGCAAAAAGGCUUACAGCCUUAUUAUGUAUCUCGAAGCGAACGUUCGUUUCGUCUGCCAGACGUUUCGUUCGUGCGUUGGUAGUAUGUAAGUCGAAAUCGUCUGGCAGCACGAAAACAGCUGAUCGUUACGUAGUUGUUCGUCUAGUUUGGAAUUUUUUAACGCGAAUAGGAGACGAAAGUGAGACGACAAUCGUUGAAAACAGACGAAAGGUUAUUAGUGAUCGUUAAGAUGGAGGGUUCUGCCAGAAAAACGUUGAAAAAAACUACAACCACACAAUUUGAGGUAUUAGUUAAAGAAAUGGAGAGAAAUCCUGACCUGGCCAGAGGUGUUGCAGUGUUUGGUUCUGAUCGAGGAAGGGUAGAGGAGCGGUGGGAGGAAAUUAUGAGGAAAAUUAAUUCUCAUGGUCCACCUACAAGAACGGCCGUCGAAUGGAAGAAAAUAUGGGCUGACUUGAAAAGCCGGACAAAAAAAAAGAUUGCCGAAAAUACACGGAGCCUUACUGCUACCGGUGGUGGCCCAUUCCGCCACUCUCCGCUUUCCGAAAUGGAGCAGACCAUAGACAGCCUUGUUUUUAUUUCAAGGUCAGCGGCACCGAGCGGCAGAGUUUUCGGCAUUCCUUCGACGGCGACUUCAAACGCAUCCAGACAUUCGUCGAUUGAGGAAAUGCCUCCUUUACUUGUGCCAGAAUCGCCGACACUAGAUGAACGAAGGCAACCAACAACCCUUCAGUCCCCUAUAAGGCACAACCAACCACCACCAGUGGGAGUAGUGACUCCCACUACACAGACAACCCGCCCUACACCAACGCACACGUUACGUUCCACAAAUAGGAAGCGCACCUUCCAAGAGACAGUGGCUGAAUCUGCCAAAAUCCAAGCCGAAGCCGCUAAAGUGCAGGCUGAGGCUGCAAAAAAAAUGGCAGAGGCAUCAAUGCUGCAGGUGGAAGCCACAAAUAAAUUAACUGCUGCAGUGGAACGCCAAUCUGCAAUUUUUGAAAAAUUUUUGGAAUACUUCCACAACUAAUUUGCAUAGUGAUUGUAUUGAAGUGAUAUUUUGUUUUUUUUUUGUGUAAAUAUUUUUUAGAUUUAAGUGUGAAUUAAUGUUUUGUUGCAUUUUUUUAGUAUUUAUGUAGGUUUAAGACUGAAAAGAUACUUUGUUUUUUUGUGUAAAUAUUUUUUAGAUUUAAGUGUGAAUUAAUAUUUUGUUGCAUUUUUUUAGUAUUUAUGUAGAUUUAAGAUUUAAGACUGAAAAGAUAUAUUUUUUUUUUUUUGUGUAAAAUUUUUUUAAA
Messenger RNA from Rhagoletis zephyria (snowberry fruit fly), 1466 nucleotides. RefSeq lists its product as uncharacterized. Gene Ontology annotation, cellular component: nucleus. The record is from RefSeq and is a predicted model, not a curated record. NCBI's taxonomy places the organism in Eukaryota, Metazoa, Arthropoda, Insecta, Diptera, Tephritidae.